This is a messenger RNA of Cygnus atratus (black swan), 7718 nucleotides long. RefSeq names its product multiple EGF like domains 10 (gene MEGF10). Bases 215 to 3601 code for a protein of 1128 amino acids. The record is from RefSeq and is a predicted model, not a curated record. The transcript has 26 exons. Gene Ontology annotation, molecular function: scavenger receptor activity; protein binding. Gene Ontology annotation, cellular component: membrane. Lineage: Eukaryota; Metazoa; Chordata; Aves; Anseriformes; Anatidae.
GCACACACCGACCGCCCCUCGCGCGGUUCAGCGGCGGCGGGGACCCGGCGGCGGGGACCCGGCGGCGGCAGCCAGCGCCCGGUCGGACGGGGCAGAAGAGCUGCAUUGCCAACUCUGUGAUGGACUCUGCUGAGGACACAUAACAUCAUUAGUGCCCUGUGUGCUUCAGAGUCACUUUGGAUGCAGAGCUAGGUGUUGUCACCUUUUUGAAAAGAUGGUUCUUAACUCCUUUUUUGGCUUUCCUGUCAUACUCCUGUACCAUUGGGUAGGGAUAACUUUAUCUUUGAACCUUGAAGAUCCAAAUGUGUGUAGCCACUGGGAAAGUUAUUCAGUCACAGUGCAAGAGUCAUAUCCGCAUCCUUUUGAUCAAAUUUAUUACACCAGCUGUACUGACAUCCUAAACUGGUUUAAGUGCACACGACACAGAAUCAGUUACCGUACUGCGUACAGACAUGGUGAAAAAACGAUGUACAGACGUAAAUCCCAGUGCUGCCCUGGAUUUUAUGAAAGCAGGGAAAUGUGUGUCCCUCACUGUGCUGACAAAUGUGUCCAUGGUCGCUGUAUUGCUCCAAACACCUGUCAGUGUGAGCCUGGCUGGGGAGGACCCAACUGCUCCAGUGCAUGUGACCCUGACCACUGGGGACCUCACUGCAGCAGCCGUUGCCAGUGCAAAAACGGAGCCUUAUGCAACCCCAUCACUGGAGCAUGCCACUGUUCCUCGGGAUUCAAAGGCUGGCGCUGCGAGGAGCGCUGUGACCAAGGGACGUAUGGAAAUGACUGCCAUCAAAAAUGCCAGUGUCAAAAUGGAGCCACCUGUGACCAUGUGACUGGAGAGUGCAGAUGUCCUCCUGGAUACACUGGUGCCUUCUGUGAGGAUCUCUGUCCCCCUGGGAAGCACGGGCCGCAGUGUGAGGAGAGGUGCCCCUGCCAGAAUGGAGGCAUCUGUCACCACGUGACCGGGGAGUGUGCCUGCCCGUCAGGAUGGAUGGGCACAGUUUGUGGUCAGCCUUGUCCUGAGGGUCGUUAUGGGAAAAACUGUUCCCAGGAGUGUCAGUGCCACAACGGAGGGACCUGUGACUCAGCAACAGGUCAAUGCCACUGCAGCCCAGGUUACACAGGGGAACGAUGCCAAGAUGAGUGUCCGGUGGGGACUUAUGGAGUACGGUGUGCCGAGACCUGCCAGUGUAUGAAUGGUGGGAAAUGCUACCAUAUUAGUGGUGCUUGUCUCUGUGAACCAGGAUAUACUGGAGAGCGUUGCGAAACAAGGCUUUGCCCUGAGGGAGUUUAUGGUCUCAAAUGUGACAAAAAGUGUCCCUGCCACUUGCCUAAUACCUGGAGCUGUCACCCUAUGUCUGGGGAAUGCUCCUGCAAGCCUGGCUGGUCUGGACUCUACUGCAACGAGACAUGUUCCCCGGGGUUCUAUGGUGAGUCUUGUCAGCAGAUUUGCAGCUGCCAAAAUGGUGCUGACUGUGACAGUGUGACUGGAAAAUGCACCUGUGCCCCUGGAUUUAAGGGUGCUGAUUGUGGUACUCCUUGUCUUCCGGGCACAUAUGGAGUGAACUGUUCUUCUGUGUGCAACUGUAAAAACGAAGCCAUCUGUUCACCAGUAGAUGGUUCUUGUAUCUGCAAAGCAGGUUGGCAUGGUGUAGACUGCUCAAUCAAUUGUCCCAGCGGUACCUGGGGACUUGGCUGUAACUUGACUUGCCAGUGUCUUAAUGGAGGGGCUUGCAAUGCUCUGGAUGGAACCUGUACGUGUGCCCCAGGCUGGAGAGGAGAAAAGUGCGAACUCCCUUGUCAGGACGGCACAUACGGCAUGGAUUGUGCUGAACGCUGUGACUGCAGCCAUGCAGAUGGUUGUCAUCCUACCACGGGUUACUGUCGCUGUCUACCAGGAUGGUCAGGCAUACACUGUGACAGUGUGUGUGCUGAGGGACAGUGGGGUCCAAAUUGCUCGCUGUCCUGUUACUGCAAAAACGGGGCAUCUUGUUCUCCAGAUGAUGGAAUCUGUGAGUGUGCACCAGGAUACCGAGGCACCACUUGUCAAAGAAUUUGUUCCCCUGGGUUUUAUGGACACCGCUGCAGCCAGACAUGUCCACAGUGUGUACACAGCAGUGGCCCCUGCCACCAUAUUACUGGAUUAUGUGACUGCUUACCUGGAUUUACUGGAGCCCUCUGUAAUGAAGUAUGUCCCAGUGGCAGAUUUGGCAAGAACUGCAUUGGAAUAUGCACCUGCACCAAUAAUGGAACGUGUAAUCCUAUUGACAGAUCCUGUCAGUGUUACCCUGGUUGGAUUGGUAGUGACUGCUCUCAGCCUUGCCCGCCUUCUCACUGGGGACCAAACUGCAUCCACACGUGCAACUGCCAUAAUGGAGCUUACUGCAGUGCCUACGACGGCGAGUGCAAAUGUACCCCAGGAUGGACUGGCCUUUACUGUACACAGCGAUGUCCCUUAGGGUUUUAUGGGAAGGACUGUGCAUUGAUAUGCCAAUGUCAGAAUGGAGCUGAUUGCGACCACAUCAGUGGGCAGUGUACCUGCCGCACAGGAUUCAUGGGGAAGCACUGUGAGCAGAAAUGCCCUCAAGGUACCUAUGGGUACGGAUGCCGGCAGAUAUGUGACUGUCUGAACAACUCGACCUGUGACCACAUCACAGGGACGUGUUACUGCAGCCCAGGCUGGAAGGGGGCCAGGUGUGAUCAAGCUGGUGUAAUCAUAGUGGGAAACUUGAACAGUUUAAGCCGUACCAGUACUGCCAUCCCUGCUGAUUCUUACCAGAUAGGGGCUAUAGCAGGCAUUGUCAUUCUCAUCCUGGUUGUGCUUUUCCUGCUAGUGCUGUUCAUCAUUUACAGACAAAAACAGAAAGGGAAAGAAACAAAUAUGCCCUCAGUGACCUAUACACCUGCUAUGAGAGUCAUCAAUGCAGAUUACACCAUUUCAGAAACCAUCCCUCAUAGUAAUGGUGGAAAUGCUAACAGUCACUAUUUCUCUAACCCUAGUUAUCACACUCUAACACAGUGCACUACCCCACCUCAUGUCAACAACAUGGACAGACUGACCCUGGCAAAGGCAAAAAACAAUCAGCUGUUUGUGAACCUUAAAAAUGUGGAACCCAGAAAACGAGGCACCAUCAUGGACUACACUGGAACACUGCCUGCUGACUGGAAACAUGGGGGUUACCUCAAUGAGCUCGGUGCUUUUGGACUUGAUAGGGGAUAUUUGGGAAAAUCCCUGAAAGAUCUAGUGAAGAACUCGGAAUACAAUUUAAGCAAUUGCUCAUUGAGUAGCUCUGAAAACCCAUAUGCUACUAUAAAAGACCCACCAGCUCUUGUACCAAAGAGUUCAGAAUGUGGAUAUGUUGAAAUGAAGUCACCAGCACGCAGGGACUCCCCGUAUGCUGAGAUUGCCAGCUCUGCUUCAGCCAAUAAGAAUGUUUAUGAAGUUGAACCAACGGUGAGCGUCGUCCAGGGAGCAUUCAGCAGCAGUGGACGUUUCAGCCAGGAUCCUUAUGAUCUCCCGAAAAACAGCCACAUUCCAUGUCACUAUGACUUGCUACCAGUUCGAGACAGCCCCACAUCCUCUACAAAGGAGGUUGGCAGUGAAUGACCCCAAAAGCUGAAGUGUAGCACAGUGGGACUCUCAAGGGGACAAGUGGCAUGGCUCCUUCCUCUAGUUUACCAUCCUGUGGCUCCUAAUCUGUCCAGCAGGCAAUUGCUGUACAUAAAACAGGAAUCUCUACAUGAAGUUUGUAUUGUGUAUACAAGUGAUGGAUGGACAAAUGCCACACUUGGGAGACCCUGAUUGUUCUUUUCUUUUUUUUUUUCAUGGCAGUUAAUUUUAUAGAAACAGGUAUACAACACAUUUAUACUGUAAUAUACUGGCUUAAAAAUCUUAGUUUGCAGGUCGGUUUUGCUAACAGAUCCAACUUCAGCUACUUUAAACAUGGACUUGAUAUUUGUCAUGUUUCAAAGUAGAAAUACUCCCAGGACAGUGCAACUUGCCAAAUGCCACUUUAUACAGGUGAUUAGUUAUGUAGAAGAAAAACUGCCUUGCCAAAUUUUACCUUCCAUUCUGAUCUUUAGUCAAGACAUACUAAGAAACAAGAUCAGAUGGGGUGUGAGUAAGCACAAUACUGCAAUUGUUUGGGAAUUCCAUCAUCAGGCAUUUUUUGUCCCCUACUGGUGGUGGGAAUACUUUGCUUGAAUAGUUUUGAAGAUGACAAAAGCAUUGCAUACAUCAAUAUUAUAUGAUGCCUCAAGAUCUCUGGGUACUCCAAACCCAGCACCAGUCCUCAACAAAUCUUUUGCUACAUUUCAACUCCAUAUGCUGCAGUUCUGACCACUAUUUCUUCCAUACACAACUAAUAAUCCACAACAUAUCAGUAAUUACUUCAUAAAAUAUGUAAAUUAAAUCAGUUUAUUUUUGUCAGCAUGGACUGAGUGUGUAAGGAGUGGAAAAAGGUGAUGAAUUAUGUAAACCUGACUUGCAAUGAACGGUUUACAUUUUAUAAACAGGUAGUAAUAAUUACUGUAAUAUAGGGUAAAAACAGUUAAAUGUUGUGAUUUUUUUCUUAGAAAUAAGUAAGCAAUCUCUGUGCAUACUUGCUAAAGGCACCUUUUCUUUUUUUAUAGUUGAUGUAGGGAAAAACAUGCUUAAGCUGGUCUUUUGCAUUGCUAAUAAUGUGACACAUGUACCCCCAUUCUUCAUUAACUUCUGUCUCAAUUUUUAAGGUGUACGUCUGUGUUUCUAGUGAUCUAGCUUGUAAUUGCAAAAAUAUUCUACUGUGUGUCUUUUUUUUUUCUUUUUUCUUUUUUUUUUCUUUUUUUCUUUUUUGCAUUUUUGCCAACUGGCCUUUACUUUGUCUGGUUAAAGAGACCUCUGGGUGGAGGAAGAGGAUUAAAGUAAGGAUAAUGUCAUACUGAUACUAUAAGAGGUGGUUAGCAAUUACAUAAUAGUUUAACUUUAUGAAAUGAAUUCAUUGGAAAAAUAAAAUAUCAAGGUGUUUUGUUGGGGAUAGUAACAGCGCAGAAAAAGUAAAAAAAAAAAAAAAAAAAAAAAAGAACAGACUCCCGCUUUGAAGCUUAGCUCAUUCUGUUGACCACAUCGAUGGAGACCAUCCCUCCAAAAGACUCCUUUCUCUGUUUGAAACAGUCUGAAAAAGUAAAGAUACCUUUAGAAACCUAAAAAAGAUAUUCUCAGCUGUGGCAAUAUUACUUCCAGCUGCUUCUGCUGUCAGUGAUGCCAUCCGCUGACACGCUUGUGACACAAUCCCAGCAGUCUUCACCCUGCUCUAGUACCAACUCUGUAGCUUGUUAUGAGGAGCUUAGGGAUAUAGGUAGUUGCAUUCUACGGCAUAUAAUGGGAAGCAUAAAGUCCUACUAGUCUCUUCUUUCUGCACUGGAGUCACAUUUUGGCACAGAGACCUGUGAUACACUCACUAUAUGAUGUGAAGUGGAGCUGAUAGGUCAGUAGUCUGGUGUGUGUGCCAGCUCAGCACAGGGACUGCUGUGACAGUUUUAAGGCUGGACUGCAGCAGAGCCUGAGACAAUGAAUUAUCUAUCAUGGUGGAAUAGAUGUACUCGUGUGAAAAUCACAACCAGUUGCCUUUGAAAUACUAAAUGCAACAGAGUAUCAACUGGAAAAACAAACAAACAAACAAACACACGCUUUCGGAAAUGUUUUUGAAAACAAACCCCUGGUUUGAAAUGGAAACACCAUGCGCUUUUAUUUGUUGUCAUUGAAGUGGUGAUAAAUGAGAGUUCUGCAUCAGAGACAUUGUAGCAGGUGUUCUUAAACCCGGGGAAAGCAUAUGCCUGUUUGCAGCACCCCUUAACAUUCCUGGUUCUUACUGGUUGUAAGCACUGACCCUUGCACAUCCUUGGAACAAACAACUUGAUCAGCUUUGGUCAUUGUCAGCAUAGCAAUUAAAUACAAGGUUUUAAAAGCCAGUCACCAUUUAAUCCCUCCAUAAAACAAAAUAUUGACUGGAUUUGUGUGCAUAUAGGAACAUCUAGCGCUAAUGGUAUAUACAUGUGUUUGUACUGUGUGAAACAGACUUUAAAAUAAAACCUUUCUUUGAAGCCGUGAAUAGAAAAUGCUGUAUUUGGCAAUUGUAAGCUCACAAAAAUUAUUUUCUUACUCUGUAUAAAAUUUGGAGACCUCUAGAUAAAUAAAUCCUCAUUAUAGAAACAGUUCUUUUUUAAUAUGCGGCAACAAAGAGCUCAAUACAUGAUUUUUAAUUGGUUUGAAAAUCUCCAGUAUGACACACAUUUCCUCUAGUGAUAUAUUCAGCCAGAUAUUUGUGAGAACAAAUGAAUUUCUGAUACUUUUGCCUAUUGUGUAUGUUCGAAGUAUAUACAUAGCCAUAUAUACAUAACCAGCCUUUCUGUGAGUAAAAAUCCUGCUGUGUAGUCAGCAUAAGCAAUGUCUGAAUAUGUCUGAGCUAUAUUUGCAGUACAUCUAGGUCAAGUAAAUGACUUGUGAAUUCACUUCAGCGGAUGGUUGUUGGUAGACACUUACAGAAUGGGUUGCCUGUAGGGGUAAUACAUUCCUCUUGAAUGGUAUCUUUAUAUCAUUCGUUUGAGAGGAAAAAAAGCACCUGGGACUUCUGUUUGCAAUCCUUCCAUCUCCUGCAUGGCUGUUAGGGAGGCUAGCUCUGGAGUACAUCUGUUGUCAAUUUAACAGAUUCAAAACUCAACUCUCAUGACUGUAACAGUCCUUUUUGCAGAUCAUAGUACGUUCUUAAAGAACUAGAAUACUUUUGAACAUCCAUUCUAUAUUCUGGUGGGAACUUAAUGAGUAAGUUGAUGCAAUAAUUUUAGCAAACACCAGCUACACAGAGAGAAUUGGCUUCACCACAGAUAGGAUUGGAAAGAGGUGCUUGUUUCUACAUGUUCACAUGAUAAGAGUGAGAAAUAUAGCACUGAAAAAUUGAGGUAGCUAUCCCCUAGCAAGUUGUUUAGCAGUUUAGUAAAGUGCAAAAUUCUGCACAAAGUGAAUAGCUGAUUUUAAAGCAUGUGGUAAGUAUAAACUUUAAGUUUAGAUAGUACAGGCUUAUUUAUUCUGGUCACUUAGAAGCAUAAUAAACUGCAAGGGCUUUUUAUUUUAUCAAAUAUUUUUAAUCAAAACACACUGUUAUGUGUAAACUUUGUCCUCAUCUUGAUCUACCCAGAGAACUCCCAUCAAUUUUAAUUGCAAAUGCACAUACAGAUUAGAGGAGAAUGAAGAUUUUGUUGUAAUUGUACUUUCUGCUGAGACAAUCUGCAAAGUCAAGUUAAUACUGAAAUUAGAAUAAAAAUUCAGAAGCAGAAAAUGCAUUAUUUAACAUAUGUUGAAUUUUCAAAGUACUGUGACUACAAUUGGAUAUUUUAAUUAGAUGUUUCCAAGUAGUAAUCCUUACGCUGAAGCUCCAUAAUCCAGACUGAAGAAUACAGAGCUAAUUUUGACAAAAAUGCUUUAUAUUAAAGAUUGUAUAUAUAGUAGUUUAAAUGACUGAAAACAAUUGUGUGUGUGUUUAUUAAUUACUGUAUAGAAAAUCUUUCCAUUUUUGGUACGCUUACACUAGUGCUAGAGCACUGAACCUAACACUUCUAUUUUCAGUUUUUUAGACCACAUGACUUCACUUUGAUAAGACUGAAUUGUAAUAUAUUUUUAAAGAAAACCUAUCAAGUAUGUCUGGAUUCUUCUUUUUUUUUCGUAGCUGUAACAAAGACAAAAACCUGUU